GAUUUGAAGAUGAUGGGGCCCCAGGGGGCGAGGAGGCGCGUGAGAGGGUUGAGUUUCAUGAGUCACGGAAGUGUUUUUAAUUGAAGCUGAGAGAGUUCAACGAUCAGUCACGCAGAUUGACAGCAUCACUUCGUCUCUGGCUCAUUUUCCGAAUCCUGCAGAUUAUUCUUAUUUUUUCUUUCAAUGGCCUAAAAGUACAGGCUGUGCGCAAUUUUAAGAUUCCAAUAUCUUCUGCUGUGUAUUCAAUUUAUUUCUCGAAGCAAGUUACUUGGAGUUCUUCUGUUCUUAAGGACCAGGUCAAAGCAGAGGAUCGUUCACAACUUGUACUCAAAGUAAUCCACUACUUUUGAAGCCUCGCGUCCCGGGCCGCUGUGAUCAUGCGCACGUGUUGUCACCAGCGGACCCGUGCGUCUUUACGCUCUUUGGAUCGGCGCCUCUUCGCUCCGCGGGCUCAGUGAGCCGCUCUGCUCCGACCGCCGAACAACUCCGAGGACUGUCCCAACUCGUUGAGAUGGACGAUCUGGAAACUUCCGAGCGGUUCUUCCACAAGUCGUCGUUCAGCAUCAGCAGCCUGUUGUGGAGGCGAGAGGGGGCGACGACGGCGACGACGACGACGACGAGGGACCGGGAGUCUGCGUCUCCGACUCCGUCCCGCAAACUGCGCGUCGCGGCGCAUCCAGGGAAAUCCAGCCAGGAGGAAAAGUGCGAGAACCCUCCGCAACAGUGCGCAAAGGAAGAAAGUAAAGCUGCAAAUGGAAAACGAGAAGGGAGCAUCAAGGGAGAAUCCAGGGAGGACAGCGUCAAAGCCGAGAAGCCUCCGUUCAGCUACAACGCGCUCAUCAUGAUGGCGAUCCGCCAGAGCGCCGCGCGGCGGCUCACGCUCAACGGCAUCUACGAGUUCAUCAUGGACAACUUCCCGUACUACCGACAGAACCGACAGGGCUGGCAGAACUCCAUCCGGCACAACCUGAGUCUGAACAAGUGCUUCGUCAAAGUGCCGCGCCACUACGACGACCCGGGCAAGGGCAACUACUGGAUGCUGGACCCCUGCAGCGAGGACGUGUUCAUCGGCGGCGCGUCGGGGAAGCUGCGCCGCAGGACCGCGUCCGGCUCCAGGGUCAAACUGGCGCUGAGACGAGGAGGAGGAGGAGGAGGAGGAGGUCGCCUGCAGGUGUCCCCCGGCGCCGCCGCGACCAGUGUGACCGUGGCCGCGGCGGGUUCGUUUUACUGGCCGGUGCCGCCGUUCCUGCCGCUGCAGACGCCCGUGCGCACCGGCGGCCUCGGCGCGGGGACUUACCUGAGCGCGCACCCUCGCUUCUCCAGCCACCACGCCGCCGCGUCGAUCGUCUCUUCUUCUGCUUCUUCUUCUUCUUCGUCUUCUUCUUCUUCUUCUUCUUCUUCUUCUUCUUCACAGCAGCUGCAGCAGCAGCGGUGCCGGCUGAGCGGACCGAGUUCUGCAGCGGACGCCGUCGACCGGUUCGUGCAGACGCGCCAGGAGAUGUCGUACAUCGGAGUGCGCUGCGCGCAGUCGCGCCGCCACCAGAUCGGCGCCGCCUGCGCCGCCUUCUCCGCGUCCAUCCCCGCGUGCGCGCUGCCGCUGUCGGACCCGUGCGCCUUCAACAUGAUCACCGGACAAGCGAGCUACUUCUACUCGCGCCAGGUUCCGUGCGGCGCGACCUUCGGUCGGUGCCAAGACGAGUGCGCAGCAGCGACCAAGACGUCCCCGGGACACUUCGUAGCCAGGGCGGGUCCCUCGGAGCUGCCGGGAUGCUGCGGGGACUUCCCGAAUUAUUGUCCUCAGAUCAGCCCGAGUCCUCCUUCGUCUUGGAAUAUAGAAAAAUAAAGUGACAGGUACAUAACACUACCCAAUAUGUAAGAUUUACAAUAUUACUGUAGCAUUUAGAUGAAGAUGGUAAAUGAACGGCUUACAACAAAAAACCUGCGUACUGACUUGUCUUGACUUUAUGAGAAGCCUGGAUAAUGAAAGAUAUUCUGCAACAUUAACUUUUUUGUGUGUCUAAAUUGAAACCGACAGUGUUUUUUCACUAUACUUCAAAAAUCAUCAUAUUUUUUGUUAAGUGCACAAAAAGGACAAUAUUUGUCAGGGUCUUGCAAAAAAAAUAUUAUAAUAAUAAGAUCAAAACUUCUAACACCAAGUUCAUUUUAUAUAAAACAAGGGACAGGGUCAAAUAUUCUUUUUUUUUUUUUUAAAUAUGAUUUAUGGCCAUUUUGGUUUGCGUCUCUCAGAUGAAACUAUAGAAGUUUCAUGAAUCAUUUUUCACACUUGUUUAUGCACUUGUCAGUGACACUGACUGAAGUGAUAUUUGCGCCUGGUCACUGUUUUAGGCCUCAAUGAAGUGAUCCACUGCAUAAUGCAAAAAAAAUUACAA
Messenger RNA from Scophthalmus maximus (turbot), 2390 nucleotides. It is a transcript of the gene foxg1c, whose product is annotated as forkhead box G1c. The record is from RefSeq and is a predicted model, not a curated record. The transcript has a single exon. Gene Ontology annotation, biological process: regulation of transcription by RNA polymerase II. Gene Ontology annotation, molecular function: sequence-specific double-stranded DNA binding; DNA-binding transcription factor activity. NCBI's taxonomy places the organism in Eukaryota, Metazoa, Chordata, Actinopteri, Pleuronectiformes, Scophthalmidae. Gene Ontology annotation, cellular component: nucleus. Bases 512 to 1843 code for a protein of 443 amino acids.